CCGCCGGCGAGGAGGGGCCGAGCCGCGGGGGAUCCUGGAAUCGGCGGGAGGCGGGGAUUCCGGGAGGAAGGCUCCAUUUCCUCCUUCCCGCCGCGCCCCUCGCCCGCACCCCGAGCGCCCGGCGCCGCCCCCGCGGCGGGAGGAUGCUGGGCAUGUACGUGCCGGACAGGUUCUCCCUGAAGUCGUCCCGCGUGCAGGACGGGAUGGGGCUCUACACGGCCCGCAGGGUCGCCAAGGGCGAGAAGUUCGGGCCGUUCGCCGGGGAGAAGAGGAGGCCGGAGGAGCUGGACGAGCACAUGGACUACAGGCUCAUGUGGGAGGUCCGCGGGAGCCAGGGGGAGGUCCUGUACGUUCUGGACGCCACCAACCCGCGCCACUCCAACUGGCUGCGCUUCGUGCACGAGGCCCCGUCGCAGGAGCAGAAGAACUUGGCUGCCAUUCAGGAAGGAGAAAACAUUUUCUACCUGGCGGUGGAAGACAUAGAGUCAGACACAGAGCUGCUGAUCGGCUACCUGGACAGUGACAUGGAGGCCGACGAGGAGGAGCCGCAGACCCCGCCGAUGGCCCCGGAGCGGGGAGGCCACCUCGCUCAAGGGGACUCCACUCCUGGCAGGACAGGCUGCCGCGGCUGUGGCGAGGACCACGCCUGUCCCCAGUGCGAGUCCAGCUUCCCCAGCGAGGAGGUCCUGGCCGAGCACCUGCACGCGCUGCACCGGUCGCCGGACGGGGAGAAGGAGUUCAAGUGCAAGCCCUGCGGGAAGAAGUUCCCCGUGCGCCAGGCCCUGCAGAGACAUGCUCUUCAGUGCCCGGCCAAAGGCAGCCCGAAGGACUCGCCCCGAAGCUUCCAGUGCUCCGCCUGCAACGCGCCCUUCAGCUCGGCGCCCAGCUGCGAGCAGCACCAGGAGACGUGCAGGGGCAAAGCCAGGUUCGUGUGCAAGGCCGGCAGCUGUGGGAAGCGGCUGAAGAGCAGGGAUGCCCUGAAGAGACACCAGGAAAACGUCCACGCGGGAGAUCCUAAGAAAAAGCUCAUCUGUUCCGUGUGCAAUAAAAAGUGUUCUUCAGCAUCCAGCCUGCAGGAGCACAGGAAGAUCCAUGAGAUAUUUGAUUGUCAAGAAUGUAUGAAGAAAUUCAUUUCGGCGAAUCAGCUAAAACGUCAUAUGAUCACCCACUCAGAGAAACGGCCCUAUCGCUGCGAGAUUUGCAACAAAUCCUUCAAGCGGCUGGACCAGGUGGGCGCCCACAAGGUGAUCCACAGCGAGGACAAGCCCUACAAGUGCAAGCGCUGCGGGAAGGGCUUCGCCCACCGGAACGUGUACAAGAACCACAAGAAGACCCACUCCGAGGAGAGGCCGUUCCAGUGCGAGGAAUGCAAGGCCCUAUUCCGGACCCCGUUUUCCCUGCACAGACACCUGCUCAUACACAACAGUGAGAGGACCUUCAAGUGCCAUCACUGCGACGCGACCUUCAAGAGGAAGGACACGCUGAGCGUGCACGUGCAGGUGGUGCACGAGCGGCACAAGAAGUACCGCUGCGAGCUGUGCAACAAGGCCUUCGUCACGCCCUCCGUGCUGCGGAGCCACAAGAAGACACACACGGGAGAGAAGGAGAAGACCUGCCCGUACUGCGGCCAGAAGUUCGCCAGCAGCGGGACACUCCGCGUGCACAUCCGCAGCCACACAGGAGAAGCCCUACAAGUGCUCGGACUGCAGCAAGGCCUUCAGCCAGAAGCGGGGCCUGGACGAGCACCGGAGGACGCACACCGGGGAGAAGCCCUUCCAGUGCGACGUGUGCGACCUGGCUUUCAGCCUGAAGAAAAUGCUGAUCCGACACAAGAUGACGCACAACCCCAACCGCCCGCUGGCGGAGUGCCAGUUCUGCCACAAGAAGUUCACGCGGAACGACUACCUCAAGGUGCACAUGGACAACAUCCACGGCGAGGCCGACAGCUGAUGGCGGGGCCGCGGAGGGGGCCCUGGCGGAGCCCAGCUCUCCCCGUGAGCGUGGCAGAGGCAGCCAGCAGCACGCACUGGCCUCACAGCCCUUUGUGCCGACCUUUAGAGCCUGUAGACACACCUGCAACAAGAGAACAGCCCACUCUACCAAGAAAUGGUGCAGAUGGGAAAAAAGACAACUUUGUAGCCCUACACAAUAGACUUGUGCUCUGUUCCUAUAAAAAUGGAAGGAGAGUCUCGUCCUUGGCCAUCUCCAUCUCGCUGAUGAAGGUUAUUCACAUGCACACUGUUAGGCCUUCCUGUUAUGCUGUGUUUGCGUGUGUGUGCGUGUGUGUGCGUGCGUGUGCGUCAGUGUGCAUGUGUGUUGUCUGUGUGUGUCUGCACGCGUGUGUGUGUGCACGCGUGCAUGUGCAUCAGUGUGCAUGUGCGUUGCCUGUCUACGUCUGCAUGUGUGUGUGUGUGUGCGUGUGCGAGGGCGCGCCGUGCACAUGCCGGUUAUUGCCCCUGGUUAUUGCUAACAUAGCCAUAAGGAAAUUCAGAUUCUCAAGACUCCUCACUGUGGACGGGAUGCGGGCCAGGUCCCACGUGUCCACACGAUGGCCCAUGGGACUCGCUGUUACCAGGGCCUGUGAAAUGGAGCAGGUGUUGCUCCUAUGCGACACCUCCCGGCCGCAGGUCAGUUUAAAAUAAAGAGGCAGCUGAGCGCUCACACCCCACGGCACUGCUGCUCGUUUCCAGCAAUUCUGAGGAAACGUGACUGCUCCCGUCACGCAGACGCAGGCACUCACUGUGCUAAGAUCUGCACAGGAGCGGCCACAGCAGUGACACGCUCACCAGGCGGGGGCCUCCUGAAGUGAACACACGAG
Myotis myotis is the source of this 2818-nucleotide messenger RNA. RefSeq names its product PR/SET domain 5 (gene PRDM5). The record is from RefSeq and is a predicted model, not a curated record. Gene Ontology annotation, cellular component: nucleus. Lineage: Eukaryota; Metazoa; Chordata; Mammalia; Chiroptera; Vespertilionidae. Bases 144 to 2642 code for a protein of 832 amino acids. Gene Ontology annotation, molecular function: RNA polymerase II transcription regulatory region sequence-specific DNA binding; protein binding; DNA-binding transcription factor activity, RNA polymerase II-specific. Gene Ontology annotation, biological process: regulation of transcription by RNA polymerase II; negative regulation of DNA-templated transcription. The transcript has 15 exons.